Solanum stenotomum is the source of this 1249-nucleotide messenger RNA. RefSeq lists its product as uncharacterized. Bases 62 to 1000 code for a protein of 312 amino acids. Gene Ontology annotation, cellular component: nucleus. The transcript is spliced from 5 exons. NCBI's taxonomy places the organism in Eukaryota, Viridiplantae, Streptophyta, Magnoliopsida, Solanales, Solanaceae. Gene Ontology annotation, biological process: regulation of DNA-templated transcription. The record is from RefSeq and is a predicted model, not a curated record.
AUUGGCCAUCAUUGUUCCCUAUUUCUGGGUUCAACACACAGAAGGGCUGUGAAAGCUAACAAUGGUGAAAGCAGGAAGCAAAAGAGGUGCAGCAGCCAAAGAAGAACCCAAUGACGGAGCAGCACCAGCAGUAGCAGUGUAUGAGAAGCAAAGAGCCGAUAGAAUCAAAGAGAACAAAGAGAGACUGCACAAACUUGGCAUUCUGGAGCUCACAAAGAACCUAAAUCCCCCUUCCAAAAAACUCACCACUCCUCGAAUCAGCCGCCCGGCGGUGUUAACUGACGACCCACCUCGCCGCUCUUUUAGGUUGAAGGAUAAGCCUCCAGUUAGUUACAAAGAAAAGAGGAUUCCCAAGACGGAUAAUGUAUCAACAGAGGAUGUGGAGAUUAACAUAGGAGAAGGUGAAAACCCUGAAUUCUACACAGAGGAACAUGAAAAGCUUUUAGGUGAUUGCCAGAAUGCUUGGACUCUCUAUGUUGAUGGUUAUGAUGAAGAUGGUCAGCGUGUAUAUGAUCCUGAUAAUGGCAAGUCAUGCCAUCAGUGCAGGCAGAAAACUCUUGGUCAACGCACUGCAUGCAUCAAUUGCAAGCUCGGUCAAGGACAAUUCUGUGGAGAUUGUCUCUACAUGAGGUAUGGAGAGAACAUCACUGAAACAAAUGAAAACGCAAAUUGGAUUUGCCCUGUCUGCCGAGGAAUAUGCAAUUGCAGUCGAUGCAGGCGUGAAAAGGGGUAUGCAGCAACUGGUGCAAUCUACAGAAAGGUACUGCGUCUUGGUUACAAAUCUGUGGCACACUACCUUGUCAAAACUCGAAUGCGUAGUGACCGCGAAGAUCUAAGCUCUGCAGAUUCACCUUCCAGAAAGAGUAUAGUGCCAUUCACAGAGUUCACUAAUACUCUCUCAACUUCUCAAAUUGAUGAUAACAAAACUUUGAAGGGGGGAGAACGCACACACUGUGACGGUGAUGAUGCAUAUUGUGAUGAAGAAAAUGUCAACGAGUGAAACAAUGAUAAAAGAUAAGAAUGAUUUUUGCUUGACAACGACUGAAAGUGGAAAAGACCCUACAUGUAAGCAUAUAUUACUAAAUCAGCUCUGUUAACAGUAAGCGAUCUUUUUUUGUUUGGAUGUAAACAUUUUGUAAGCAUUUCAAUGGUGGGAAAAGCCUGUAUUUUGCUCGUGGCUAUUUUGUAUCUUUGUUUGACUGAUUAUGAUAACUGAGCACUAACUUAACAGUCUCAUUUUUGCCUCGAA